Cetraspora pellucida is the source of this 310-nucleotide messenger RNA. NCBI's taxonomy places the organism in Eukaryota, Fungi, Glomeromycota, Glomeromycetes, Diversisporales, Gigasporaceae. The record is from the annotation of a GenBank genome assembly.
AUGCUUUUAGAACAAAACAACAAUACUUCUACACAUAAUGAAGAGGUUAUUGAAGUUAAUACACAUAAUGAAGAGGUCUUUGAAACUAGUACAUGUAAUGAAGAUAACAUCCAAACAACAACACGUGACAAAGAGCUAUUCCAGGAAUCUGCAGCCUUUUGCCAACAAUAUCAAGACUUUAAAAAAAAAAUUGGAUUAUACAGCAAAGAAAAAUUAGCUAAUAUCAGGCCAGAACAAGAACCCCAUACAGGUAGUUCUGCUAACAAAGAAGAAAACCUAUACUUGCAAGAUGAUGCAUCUAUCACAGAUG